AUGAGCAUACCUCACAGUACGAAACAGAGUAGCCCUCUUUCAAGUCGGCACCGUUCAGUAACAAAUACCACUCCACUGUUAACCCCAAGACAUAGCCGUGAUAACUCGAAUACCCAAACCUCAAGCGCCAAGAAUAUCACCUCCAGCAGUCCAUCAACUAUAAUGAAUGAAAGCUCCAAAAGAAAUAAACAAAACCUGGUGCUUUCGACCUCAUUUAUCUCUACCAAGAAGCUAGAAAAUAGUGCACCUUCACCGACCAGUCCCCUAUUGGCAAGACGAACGAGAAGCACAAUGACUAAAACACUUUUAAAUCUGAAAUCCGAAAUAAACAAUCAAUACCAAGAACUGGCUCGAUUGCGCAAGAAGAAAGACGAUAUCGAACAUCUUCGGGAUUCUACAAUAUCUGAUAUCUACUCUGGAUCUUACUCUACAAAUCAUUUACAAAAACACUCAAUGAGAAUUAGAGCCAAUACGCAGCUUAGAGAAAUUGACAACUCGAUAAAAAGAGUUGAGCGGCAUAUUUUCGACCUUAAACAACAAUUUGAUAAGAAAAGACAAAGGUCACUCACAGCAUCCAGUUCAAUAAAGGCUGACGUAGGAAGCAUCAGAAACGAUGAUCGCCAAAAUAACGAUAGUGAAGAAUUGGACGACCACAACAGUCUGACAGAUCAAGUUACCCUUGAUGACGACUAUCUCACGACUCCCACUUCAGGAACUGAACGUAACAGCCAACAGAACUUAAAUCGCAAUAGCACCGUCAACUCACGGAAUAACGAAAAUACUUCUACACUUUCCACUCCAGAUUUAGAUAAUUCUAAUAAAGUACAGUUAACGGAUGAUACUGAAAAAGACCAUGGCGUUCUUGAAAACGAAAAUCAAAUCUUCACAUCCACAACAACUGAAGCAGCCACAUGGCUUGUAAGCGAUUAUAUGCAAAGUUUUCAAGAAAAGAAUGUCAACCCUGAUUUUAUUGCCCAAAAAGCAAAUGGCCUUGUCACUUUGUUGAAAGAACAUUCGGAGAUAAGAAAAGAUCUAGUCCUAACUUCAUUUAUGUCAUCAAUUCAAAAUCUACUCCUUAAUGGAAGCAAACUUAUUGCAGCAUCUGCUUACAGAGUAUGUCGCUACUUAAUCAAUAGUUCGAGCUUCAUUGACGAGUUGUUAGAGCUAAGGUUGGAUGCAUUUAUAAUAAUUUCCCUUGCGAAGGACAAUUCUUAUCAAAUAGAAAGGGAACAAGCCUUGAAAAUAGUACGAAGAUUCAUUGAAUAUAGCAAUGGCGUUACACAAGGAGUUAUGCAAGCUAUAAUAAGCUGUGUUGAAAAACCUGAAGACUCCUUAAGGCACAUGGCAUUGGAAACUCUGUUGGAGCUUUGUUUUGUCGCCCCAAAAAUGGUUAAAGAAUGCCGUGGUAUGAGAGUAAUCGAGGGAUUUUUACAAGAUUAUACUUCUUUUCCACUCGCGUCGGUAAUACUUGACACUAUUUUACAAUUAAUGGCUACCAACAAGACAAGGCAGUAUUUCCUGGAAGAUUUCAAUGUAUCUGUGUUAACCACGGUCUUUUCCGAUACAAAUACAAAAUCAACCGUUAAUGUGGAAAAAAUGCAAAACGCUUCUACACUUAUCUCAAUAACUUUGAACAGCUACAAUGGCUUUAUGCUUUUUUCCAACAACAAUUUCAAACCGCUCAAACAAUUGGUAUCAUUCUUUCAAAUUCCGAUAUGCGCCCAAUACCUCAUUGAUAUCUUUCUUGAUGUUUUGAAAAUCAAACCACUACCAUACAAGCCAAGGGGCAGACAUUCUCAUUCUUUCAAACCAAUCCCAUCUCAGUAUUACAAAGAAUGUAUGUCCGUGAAUCAAAGGUUAGCGUUAAUCGUGCUAAUUCUAGAGAACUCAGAAUUUGUACCCCAUCUCCUUCAGCUUUUGAGCGAAGAGGAUAGAGAUGACCAUCUGGUGGCAAAGGGCAGAUAUCUUCUUACUGAAUAUUUCAAUUUAAGGAUGAAUUUAGUCGACAACAAGUAUACUUCAGUAUCAAAACCAAUUUCCAAGGAAAACUUCACUUACGUGAACGAAACAUUCCAGUUCAAGAAAAUUGCUUAUAGAAUGAAUAGAAAUAGAAAUACAAUAGGCAUGUCAGGCAUUGAUUAUGCUCAAAAUAUAAAAUCGUUUUCCAAAAAUAUCAAAGAGAAUACUCUUCUUCGUGAAGUGGAUGAUUUCCGAUUUAGAAGAAUGGUUUAUGACUCUAAAGUUUUACAAACAAAAGAUUUUACGCGGUGGAAUUGGAACAUAAUUAACGAAUUACUUGAAGGACCGUUACUAAAUAAAAAGCAACUGGAAGAAUUGGUUAAAUCAACUAAGUUCAUUAGAAGAUUAUUAGUGUUUUACAGACCACUUAGAUUGAGAUUUUCCAAUGUCAAUAAAGGUGCAAAGUUAUCUCAAAAGUACGUGCAAGUUGGAUGCCAGUUUUUCAAAACACUCACGGCAACCCCGGAAGGAAUGAAAAUUCUUAUGGAUGAUACUAAAAUUAUACCGCAACUGGCAUCUUUAAUGUUUAGAGCAAUGGAGGGAAAUAUAUCAGGUAACAUCUUCAACAAGAAUAAACUACGAGAAAAAAUAAUAUUUGGCUACUUCAAAUUCAUUGGAAUAUUGACGCAAUCAAAGAAUGGAGUUCAUAUCCUGACAAGGUGGAAUUUCUUCACCGUUAUAUAUAAGAUGUUUCAAUUUGAAUCGAAACUGGGGCUUGAAUUUUUAUUAUUAACAAUACCGGAAUUAGAUUUGAAAUAUUCGUCACAUUGCCGAGUCAUUAUUGGCAAGGCCCUUGUUGUCGCCAAUGAGAAAGUUAGGAUUGAAGCCACAAAGCAUAUAGGCGAUAAAUUAAAGGAACUGUUGUCCACGAAAGAAAGUGAUCUUAAGCUGAAAGCGAAUAAAACCAAACUACAGCAAUUCAAAAUGGAAAUGCUAACGAGACAAUUAUACGAUUUGAGCCCCAGCGUAGUCGCUGUGGCGGAUCAAGCUUUAUAUGAAUGUAUCGUUGCAGGAAAUGGCUCUGAAGAACUGGGUACCUCACUUAGGAUGUUUUUGAACCAAAUGGUAUUUAUCAGGUCUCCAAUACUUUUCGAAUUGUUGAGUCGUCCAUACGGGUUCCAGUUGCUGAACGAAAUCAAUUUUGUGAAGGAGGAAAGGGAUUCGUGGUUAUCCAAAAAAAACAUCGAAUAUGUUCAUAUUGUGGAGGAAUUUUUGAAGAAAAAUGAAUCAAUCAAUGCGAAGUCCCUCACAUUUCAACAAAAGGGUCGCCUACCAUUACAUUUUUAUGAGAGUCUAACGAAAACAGAAGACGGAAUAUUACUAUUAAGCCAAACGGGAGAUUUAGUUACUUUCAUGAACGUUAUAAAAAGAUACGUUAAUGGAAACAAAAUGGCUACAGUAGAAAAUGCUCAAGAAAUUUUGGACUUAAAAGCAGCAUUAUGGUGUGUUGGAUUUAUUGGAUCUACAGAACUGGGGAUAGGCCUAUUGGAUAACUACUCAUUGGUGGAAGAUAUUAUCGAGGUGGCCUACAAUACCAGCGUAACCAGCGUUAGGUUUACAGCAUUUUAUGUUCUGGGAUUAAUCAGCAUGACCCGCGAAGGUUGCGAAAUUCUGGACGAAAUGGGGUGGAAUUGUUGUGUCAGUGUACAAGAUGAGCCUAUCGGGAUCGCACUACCAAGUAGACUUGAUAGAUUUCUUUCGUAUAACGAACAUAAAUGGUCCGCGUUUGGCGAGUAUACAGAUGAGAUGAUUGUUUUCAAUAAAAGCGAUGGUGACCUGAUAGAAAAGAGCAUACCAAUUGAAUUUAAUUUGGACAAAUUACUCAAAGAGAAGGAUACCGCAGAAAAUCCAUUGAAUGAAAGAAUCAUCGUUAGUAAAUACGACAAUGAUAUUACAAGCCAAAGUAUUACGAUUUCGGAUGAAAAUAGUAGCCUUUUCGCAAGCGAAGGUCUCUCUUCUCCCUAUGCUACACAAUACCGCAAUGACGAUGACUCGAUCGAGAGCAAGGUACUAAAUAUAGUGAGUCAGCUAGGCAACCAUAUUCUUUCAAAUCACGCAGUAAAGGAAAUUACAGACAUAAACAAUAAAUAUGGUCCAAGGCUUUUUGAAAAUGAGAAAAUGUUCUUCAAAGUAUUUAAUAUGAUGUCAAAGUAUCGGUUCAAGCCACACGUUAGGAAGUUUCUUUGCGGACUAUUUAUUAACAAUAGGGCGCUUGAAAAUGUCAUCAGGCACGACAACAAAAGGGACAAAAGGCCGGCAAAUUUUACACGUUAG
Molecule: messenger RNA, 4293 nt
Organism: Saccharomyces paradoxus
Lineage: Eukaryota; Fungi; Ascomycota; Saccharomycetes; Saccharomycetales; Saccharomycetaceae
Gene: TSC11
Product: TORC2 complex subunit TSC11
Exons: 1
Coding region: 1-4293 (1430 amino acids)
Biological process (GO): TORC2 signaling
Cellular component (GO): TORC2 complex
Source: RefSeq, a predicted model, not a curated record